AUGGAAGUUGAUUCAAAAAUUCAAGCACCAAGCAAAUGGGACAAAUUGAAUUUUUUGGAAAAAAUUUUCCUCACUUGGGUAUAUCCAACAUUUUAUACCGGUUGGUAUAAAGAGAGUCUGGAGUAUACAGAUCUGUUUCGGUGUUCAGAUAAAGAUAAAGCACUCCCAGUGUCGACAGUAUUAGAAAAAAUUUGGAAAAUUGAAUGCAAGAAAAAGAAACCGAAAUUUUGGUGGGCUUUAAUCAAAACAUAUGGUUUGAAGUUUGCAUUUCCAACAAUAAUAUUUGGUAUCGGGGAAUGUUUGGUACGAAUAGCACAGCCCUUGCUAUUAGGGUUUGUCAUCGAUUACUUCAGUCACGUCCACGACAUCAGCUAUCAGGAGGCGUGUCUGGCGUCCGGGGGUAUCGUAUUUUGUUCGGCACUAUACGUAAGUUUACACCACCCGUGUCUAAUGCGCAACAUGACCAUCGGUAUGCGAUUACGUACCGCAUGCACUACAUUGAUGUAUAAAAAGUCACUAAAGUUAAGUCAAGCAUCUUUGGCUAAAACAACAGUGGGUCAGAUCAUUAAUAUAAUGUCCAAUGAUGUCAAUAGAUUUGAUGAGUUUUCGGUGACAAUGACCUGUAUGUUUGUAGGGCCCAUACAGACAGUAAUAGUAAUAAUAAUAAUAAUAUGCACAUACCUUGGAGUAUCAAGUAUGGUAGGUCUGGGUCUACUCAUACUGUACAUCCCGUUUCAAUUGCUGAUGGGUAAACUGUUUUCAAGGGCCAGACAACAAACUGCUAAACUAACCGAUUCCCGAUUGAGACUCAUGAAUGAGAUAAUAGCCGGUAUGCGUGUCAUAAAAAUGUAUACCUGGGAACAAUCGUUUUGCGAUUUAGUGACCAAAGCUAGAAAAUUGGAAGUCAACGAUAUACGCAAAGUUUGUUAUCUGAAAGCAAUAAAUUUGUCGCUGUUUUUCAUUGCCGCCAAAAUCAUACUCUUUGGUUGUUUCCUAACAUAUGUACUGUUGGGCCACAAGUUGUCACCCAAGGAAGUGUUCGUAACGAUGGCACUGUUCAAUAUGUUGCGCAUUACGUUGACCUGGAUAUUCCCACAGUCCAUAGCACAGGGAGCCGAACUGUUGGUCACCUGUAGACGAAUACAGAAUUUUCUCGAAUUAGAGGAACAGGGUGUUAAGCCACUGGUCAAUAAUGAUACUAAUAAUAGCAAAAAAUUGGUUAACAAAAUUAAUUUGUCAAGUAGCUUUAGUGCACCCAAUAAUAAUUUCUAUACAAAUAUUAACGGUAAUGGUACUAGUCAACUUAUUGUUCGAAACAUAUCGGCCAAAUGGAAUCAAGAUAUAAAAAAGCCAUCACUGGAUAAUAUAUCGGUCAACUUAAAACAGGGCGAUCUAUUGGCUGUUAUCGGACCGGUUGGCUCUGGAAAGAGCUCAUUCCUAAUGGCAUUACUACAGGAGCUUAAACUGCAAUCGGGUUCCAUUAGUAUCAAUGGAACGGUAUCUUAUUCGUGUCAGGAGCCGUGGAGUUUUAACAACAGUGUCAGAAAUAACAUACUGUUUGGUUGUCCCUAUGAUGAGCGCAGGUAUAAAGAUGUGGUACAUUAUUGUGCACUCGAACGGGACUUCAAACUAUUUUCGUUUGGCGACAGAACUUUAGUCGGAGAAAAAGGUGUUUCACUAUCGGGCGGCCAAAAAGCACGUAUAACACUGGCCAGAUCGUUGUAUCGAAACACCGACAUAUGCCUUAUGGACGACCCGUUAUCGGCAGUGGACGCAGCGGUCGCCGAACAUAUAUUCGAAAAAUGUAUAGUCAACUACCUGUCCAAUAAAAUCCGAGUACUGGUUACCCAUCAAAUUCAAUUUGUACGGAAAGCCACCAAAAUUCUUGUACUCGAUGACGGCAAGUGUCUGGGCUUCGGUACGUUCGACGAGCUUCUGGCUAUGGGUCUGGACUUUAUGUCACUUCUAGAAAAACAAGAAGAAGCAAAAGACAAUAAUGCCGGCGAUAAGAGUAGUCAACUAAGUGCCGAAAAAUGCAUUGAUAAUACUGUACGACAGGAACAGCCAUCUGAUAACGGGUCGGACGGAUCAGCAGUUACUGCGAGAGCCGGUUCGGUGCGUUUGAAAGCCAAACGUAGUACAAAACGUGAGCGACGGGACAGUCAGAGAGAAAUUGUAGACAACGAUGAAGAAGAGGAGGCGCCACAGGUUCAGGACGAACAACGAAUACAGGGGUCCAUCGGUGCCGGCGUCUACUGGGCAUACAUUAAGGCCGGUUCAGGUCCUAUACUGGGCUUUAUUACCAUACUUUCAACACUUGUAUCUCAAGCCUUAUUUCACGCAUCGGAUCUCUGGCUCAUGAAAUGGUCUAAUAAUAACGCCAAAGAAUCGAAAAACGACAGCGAUUUAGAGCUUAUCAUAUACUCGGCACUGAUAGCUGGCCUAUUCGUGACGACAAUGAUCCGGUCGAUGACAUGGUUUGCCAUUUGUAUGAUAGCAUCCAAGCGAUUGCAUAACACAAUAUUCAUACGGCUAUUGAGGGCACCGAUGACUGUGUUUGACAGCAAUCCAAUUGGUAGAAUUCUAAAUAGAUUCACCAAGGAUCUGGGCAUCAUAGAUGAAAUGUUGCCUGCUACUUCGUUCGAUCUGAACCUGACUGUUACCCAGGCUAUCGGUAUACUAAUAGUAGUGGCCAUUGCCGUCAAUCCAUACCUAAUCAUACCGGGUGUUAUUAUGUUUGCAUUGACAAUAUUUGCCCGGGGUAUCUAUAUUAAAACGGCCAGAGAUAUCAAACGUAUGGAAGGUCUAACCCGUAGUCCUGUCUAUUCGCACGUAAGCACAACACUGAGCGGUUUGGCCAGUAUUAGGUCAUACGGGGCUCAGCAGGCAUUCGAAAAUCAAUUCUACACUUACCAGGAUGAUCACAGUGCCACCUGGUUCAUUUUUGUAGGCGCCUCCCGUACGUUGGGUCUGAUUGCCGAUUGGCUGUGUGUACUGUAUUUGGCAGCCGUAGCUGCAGUCAUCAUGGUCAUUCAUCAUGAUGUCAAUAGUGGUAGUGCUGGACUUGCAUUUGCUUGCGCCCUGAUGUUAACGGGUCAGACACAGUUCGGUGUCCGACAAUCGGCCGAAUUAGAGUCACAGAUGACAUCAGUGGAGCGUAUCAUUGAAUACACACAAUUACCGCAAGAGUCGGCACUCGAGUCUAGCGAAGAUCGGCGACCCGGUCAGGAGUGGCCAGAUUCGGGACGUUUAGUACUCGACAAAAUGCACGUCUACUAUGACAACGCACCCGACAAACCUGUACUGAAAAACAUAUCGUGUGAAAUACGCGGUGGCGAAAAGGUAGGCAUUGUUGGCCGUACCGGUGCCGGCAAGAGUUCAGUCAUAUCGGCACUGUUUCGUAUGGUUGAGCCCACCGGUCAGAUCAUCAUCGACGGUGUCGAUACAAAACAGAUAGGUUUGCACGACUUGCGCCGUGUAAUAGCUAUCAUACCUCAAGAUCCGGUAGUGUUUUCGGGAACAAUGCGCCGAAAUCUCGAUCCAUUCCAGGAAUUUUCCGACAAUCAGAUAUGGGCGGCACUGGACGAAGUUCAGCUCAGACAUGUCGUACAAGAAAUGCCCGGUCGCUUGGAUGGACAGCUCAGCGAAGGCGGCGCCAACUUUAGCGUAGGUCAACGGCAAUUGGUAUGUCUGGCCCGGGCUAUACUCAGACGCAAUAAGAUUCUAGUGCUCGACGAGGCCACAGCUAAUGUUGACCAUCAAACCGAUGCACUUAUUCAGCAAACAAUACGUAAUAAUUUUGCCGAUUGUACUGUACUAACAAUAGCUCAUAGAUUGAACACAAUUAUUGAUUGCGAUAGAGUUAUGGUAUUAGAUGCCGGCCGACUACUUGAGUUUGACGAGCCGUAUGUUUUACUGGGAAAGUGCGGCCAGUUUUAUGACAUGUGCCAGAAAACAGGUAUCGAUAUGUAUAACUAUUUACAAGGUAUGGCUCGUGAAGCUUAUAUGAAGCGCGUGAAUAGGACGUCAACAUUAUAGUUGUGAUAAAUUUUAUAAUUUAUUUAUUAUUUAUUUAUU
Messenger RNA from Oppia nitens, 4077 nucleotides. Its product is annotated as ATP-binding cassette sub-family C member 4-like. Gene Ontology annotation, biological process: transmembrane transport. Bases 1 to 4038 code for a protein of 1345 amino acids. The record is from RefSeq and is a predicted model, not a curated record. Gene Ontology annotation, molecular function: ATP binding; ATP hydrolysis activity; ABC-type transporter activity. The transcript has 20 exons. Gene Ontology annotation, cellular component: membrane. Lineage: Eukaryota; Metazoa; Arthropoda; Arachnida; Sarcoptiformes; Oppiidae.